UCUCAGAAAUCUAUUCAGGGGACAGAGUGGAGGUUGGACAGAAUGCACUCACUCUUCAUCCCUUCUCUAGUUCCGCCUCUGUCCUCCCCCCUCCCAUCCCCUGGCAGGGUCACUGGGAAUUCCUACUUGAUCCUUCACUGUCACCUCUAGUUGCUUCUCUCUCCCGACCUUCCCUCUCCCCUCUUGGUCCCAUGACAUCUUUUCCCUGAUUCCUUUCCUCUUCUCUGACUGUGCCAUCUCCAUCUCACACAAGGAGACUGAGUCCCCAGAACUCUGUACCAGCCUCUGGCUGCUUUCUGCAUCACCCUACAGCUCAGCUCAUCCACGCUGGUGCUUGCAAUCCAACCUCCGCCUUGAAGACAGUCACAAAUCCCUGUCAGAUCCAGAUGGUCCUGAGUGUCCUGCUCUCCCCCUUCCCAGGCCACUCCCACCCAAGUCACCUGAGUCAAUAUGCUGGAAGUGACUUCAGACAUCUCUGUAUGUCACCCCACACUUCCCAUGACUUGGUGAGUUUUGAAAACUUGAAUUCCUGAAAAUGUCUCAAAUCCCUCUCUUCCUCCAUCCCCAUGGCUGCAGCCCCACCUUAGGCCUCCAUUCUUGCUCUCACCUGGAAUGAGUGAGACCUGGACAGGACCAGCCCCCUCUCUGGACUGGCAGCUUCCAUUUUCUCCUCCUCCACCUGCCAGAAUUUGGACCCCAGACCUGACCCUCUUACUUCCCCGAUCAGAACCCUCCCAGGGCCCCCUGUGAACCUUAGGGGAGAGGCUGAGAGCAUCAUCUUGUGGAAGCCUCCAGGUGGUCAGACCUAUGCGUGUCAGCCCCCUGCAUGGUUCACACAUCAAGGUCCUCCUCCUGGGAUGGUCCCUCCUGUGUCUAGACAUGGCCAACUCUUCCUCAGACGUCCAUUUCCCAUCCUGCAUCCUCCAGUUGCCUCUCCUUCCCCCACCUCACUUCACGAUCUUCACCCUGCUCAGCCCUUGCUUGCAAUGCUGUCUCAGGAACACUAUUCUCCAUUCCUGUGUCUGUGGGAGGGCAGAGGGAGAGAGGGCUUCUCAGCCCUGCCCUAUGGCUCUCUCUGUCUCCCUAGUCCCAGAGGUCCUGGGCAAUACCACCUCCCUGCGAGUCCAGGAGGGCCAGUCUCUUCGCCUGGUCUGUGACACUGACGGCAACUACCCUGCCAGGCUGAGCUGGUCCCGGGGAAGCCUGACUCUGAUCCCCACGCAGCCUUUGGAUCCCGGGGUCCUGGAGCUGCCCCGGGUGGUCUUAGGGGAUGGAGGAGAAUUCACCUGCCGAGCUCAGCACCCUUGGGGCUCCUACCACAGCUCUGUGACCCUGGUUGUUCAGGGUAUCUCCUGCUCCUGCCCCCACAUCUCUGGGGAGCAGCGGGGCACCUGGCCUCUAGUCCUCACCCUGCUCAGGGGGGUCCUAAUGGGGGCUGGCUUCCUUCUCACCUAUGGCCUCACCUGGAUCUACUACACCAGGUUCAGAGGCUCCCAAGGGGACAGUGCUUCAAGGCGUGACUGAGCCCCCUUAAAUCGAAUUACAGUUCAUGUAAUAUGUUGCUCUUGUCUGCUUACCUUCAUGUGGUUAACAUAUUGUUAUAAAUCCCAUGAUAUUUUAUUUUUACAAGUUUAUUUUAAAGAGAUAUUUUUAAUGAGAAAAUAAACUCUUUAAUAUGGAUCCACA
Messenger RNA from Equus caballus (horse), 1686 nucleotides. RefSeq names its product sialic acid-binding Ig-like lectin 14. NCBI's taxonomy places the organism in Eukaryota, Metazoa, Chordata, Mammalia, Perissodactyla, Equidae. Gene Ontology annotation, molecular function: sialic acid binding. Gene Ontology annotation, cellular component: plasma membrane. Gene Ontology annotation, biological process: cell adhesion. The record is from RefSeq and is a predicted model, not a curated record.